GUUUGUUGAGGUCAAUGUGGCUGCUUCCUGUGUUUUGAGCCUUAGUAGAUAUGCUGAUGUUCUACGACAUUUGCAAACAUUGACAAGACCGCACGAUGCUUGGCAGGCCUUAAUUAUACGAUCUGUCAUGUUCUGGAAUAUUUACAGGGUUUGCGAACCUUACAAGCAGAAAAAUAAAUAGCGUAGAAGCUUAUUUUAGUGUCAAGAAACAGUCCGAGAGGUCUUGAAAUUAGGACCACCCCCAUAGUAAAUUAAAUAGUAAUCAGAAAUAGUGGGGGGUUUAGAUACAAAGAAAUAUCAAAACUACCGGCACUGGUCGAAGUUUUCCUAAACUUUGGGGAUGACCCCUCGAAAACUAACUUUUAAUUUUUUGAGAUGAUUCUCAAACCAGACAGAACUGUUCUCGAGAACAAGACUUAACCGAUUUAGGUCAUAUCUUCUUGAAAUAUCAACUGCGAAUCAAAACAGGUUGAGAUGCGUAGCGCUGAAGUAGCUGUCAACAGCUCGUGUUAAGGAAUUAAAGAACUGGAAAUCUGUUAAAACCUUUUAAGAUACGAUUUUGUUUUUAGAUUUCAAGUCGACGUGAGACGAGAGGGAUUGGUCGUCAAAAUGUAUUGUGACAGCAGCAUUUCAAAGCUUCACCCGUUGAGAAAUAACAAAAGAACCUAUUUUAAUUUUGGCAAGAAAACAUCUAUCAAUCAAUCUAAUUUCUGAAGGUUUUUAUAGGAAGGCAAAGUUGUCAGGCCUGUCGAAACGAGUUAUUAGCAAUUCAAAAUCAUUGAUUCUUUAAUUUAGGCCAGAAUCACGUAGUGCUUCAGUGAAGCAAUAACGCAAGCCUCGUGAACACAGAUAUUAAUUUUUUUGAAAACGGUUCAGUCGUCUUAGUUUAAGAAAUCACUGGAAGGAAUUGAUUUCUAAACGGUUAAUUGCUCAAGAGCUAAUCCAGUUAACUGUAUUUAAUAAACAAUUCGCCAGCUCCACCAUUGAACAAUGGUUUUCCCGCCCUCUUCUGCCGAGUUAAUUCAAUGUUUUGAGAGGCGUGAGGGAAGAAAGGCAUUAGGAUACGGGAAGUGGUCAAAGAUCGUUCAAUUACACCAGGAUAGCAAAACGCACACCGGAUUGGCAGCUCACUAAAUGAGAUUAAAGCCUUAAUUGGAAUACGCUGUUAACGAACAGAUAGUCAGGGAAAAGGCAAGGCCAAGUUAAAGGGAAUCGUUUUAAGCCCUAUAAAACCUUUGGCUUUUGUCUGAAACAUUUCAAUAGCUAUCAUUUUAAUUAACGUACAUGUCAAAGGGGUGACAUCUUUUUAUCACCCUAAAUAAAUUCUCCUCAAACAGUGAAUAAUAACAUGUGUUCUAUGUCAAUUCAGGCGAGUCAUACAUGACGUGUCUCAAGCUCGCUCAUUAACCAACCCACACAUUCCAACCUACCCUUUGAUCUGUAUACAGUCAAUAGGCCAGCAGCCAUCUUGAGUAGCGUCCGUCAGGACUUCAGUAAUGUCUUCUUUCUCUGUGAAGAACAUCCUCAGCCUGCCGGAAUCGUGUCUUCAAAGCUGCUCCAACGCUUCUCCACGGGUUCCCAAUAUUUGCCAAGGUGUUAAUCUCUCCCCCGAUCGUUCUACAGGAUCUAAUUGCAUAAUAACGACGAUGCCUCCAUCCGGUCCGCAAAGCCAAGACAACACUUCGGGUCCUCGACCACAUCCUGAGAUGAACGAAGACUGUGCAGGGAACGAUGUGCUACAGCAAGCUCCAAAAAUUAACAGAGACGAGUCUAGCGAUGUUCCAAAGAAAAGAAAACGACGGGUGCUCUUCACCAAACACCAAAUCUAUGAGUUGGAAAGACGAUUCAGAUAUCAGCGCUACUUGUCAGCCCCAGAAAGAGAACAACUGGGCCGGAUGAUCAACUUGACGCCAACACAAGUCAAAAUAUGGUUCCAGAAUCAUCGAUACAAGCAAAAGAAGCAAGCCACAGAAGCAGGAGAAUUUAAAGAUUCUCACUCGCUCUAUCCCAGAACUGUGCCGGUGCCCGUUUUAAUCCGCGAAGGUCAGCCAUGUUAUUCGAGUGAUUUUGGCAACUCCGUGGGAAAUUACUACCCGAACCAAUAUCAACCAACUUACGACUACACAAACUCUUACGGGAACUCUUAUUCUUACACAGCGCCUAUUUCAUCCAUGAACUCGUCUUGCAUGCAAGCGUACUCGUAUUGUAAAUGGUAAAGAAAGACCAGUAAUGUUCUAUAAACUGUGGAGGAAUUAUUUCACAAUGAAUCACUGUACAGUCUUGUUUUGGCCGUUACAAGAUGACAGCCUAAACCAUGGCCAAGAGAGACCAUUGAAACUGUCGAUCAGUCGAGAAAACUCGACAAAUCUUUUCUUUCUCCCUCUCUAAAACCCAUUUUCUGUAGUUUUUGGAAGAGAACCUGUAAAAUAUCUCCAAGUGCCUAACUGUAAUAUUGCCGCAAUUCUAAGAGUUGAACAUUUAAAUCGCAUCAAUUUUGUCAAUUACACUGUCCACGAAAACUCAAGUCUGAUACUUAUACAAGAGCAAAACUAUGGCUCCCGUUCGAAGAAGGACGCCAGAAUUUUUUUCCUUUUGUCACAUCGUGACAUUUUCUGUUAUUAGUAGUUAGAAAGUGACAUUUUUAUUUUGCCAUUGAUAAAUCUGUUCCUCGAGAUUUUCUUAGAGUUACUCUUCACGUUAGGGUAUAGAUUACAUUUCACGGGAUUAAGUAACAUAGGCAAUGUCUAACUGAGAAAAGAAGACCCGCAAAUGGAUACACCGUCUUUCCUUCGAAAUACUGUCAGACAAUAAAAAGAUAAUGGAGCAGAUUUUUCCAAUGAAGAGACAACCUGCUGCGGUAAAUGAAGAGUAUCAAAGGGCGUGUUUGCUUCAUCGGGCUUCAUUUGAAAACAGACAUCUCAUUUACUUAAUGUUUUGUGUAUUGGUAGACAGCGUUCCUUCAGUGGUUCUUUCUUCUAUUGAAAAGUGAAAUGAAAUGUUUUUAUGAUUUCAAAUAAGACAUAUUUGAGCAGAAGUUUAAAUACAGGAAAAGAUAGAAUUUUAUGACAAUAUCGAUAUAGAUUAAUUCAUUGAUGAGACCGAUGCGAAUCCCAGAGAAGGAAGACUUCGUGGUCGAUAAACUAAUGUAGUGCCUGUGACUCUAUCAAUGUAUUCAUGCUAUUUAUCCUCUAUGCUUUUGCUAAAAAAAAUUCGUAAAUAAUUGGUGACCUGUUCAUCACCUCCUUUAGUCUGGGAGCACAAGGACGCAAGAUAGUUUUAAUAGCCAAAUGUUUUCUGCUCGUGGCUUUUGGUUGCAAACUUUUAUUAACAAUCCAUGGGUUGGAAAAUAGCUACCAGAACACAGAUUCACCAUUUUAAGUUACUACAGAAUUCUUAAUUUAUUUCGUUCUAAAUGUUUUCAUGUGGUGCGUAAAUCUAGUAGGACACUUCGUCGAACGAAUAGGAUUUAGACUUACCGUCGAGUUUAUGAAUGUGCAAUUAAAAAAGUCCAUUGUGGUUUGGUUGAGGUAGUUCGCUUCUCUGUUCAUAUAUAUGAUCUGAUGUACAUAUAUUUACAUCCAUGUUAGUAUGUUACUUUAAAUUCGGAGGAGAGCUCCACAAUAAAACUUCAUUCGUAAGAGAGUA
This is a messenger RNA of Stylophora pistillata, 3645 nucleotides long. RefSeq names its product homeobox protein Nkx-2.3. Gene Ontology annotation, molecular function: DNA-binding transcription factor activity, RNA polymerase II-specific; RNA polymerase II cis-regulatory region sequence-specific DNA binding. Gene Ontology annotation, cellular component: nucleus. The record is from RefSeq and is a predicted model, not a curated record. Gene Ontology annotation, biological process: cell differentiation; regulation of transcription by RNA polymerase II. Lineage: Eukaryota; Metazoa; Cnidaria; Anthozoa; Scleractinia; Pocilloporidae.